CCUCUCUUUUCUCCGGGAAGUCCAGUGUCCCUGUGACCUUGGAAGAAGCUGCCCUAGACCGUCUAUGCAGCUGGCAUCCACAGCCCUGAGCCACCAGAGCGCGGAGAAGAUGCAGGUGUACCUGACUCUUCUGCUCAUCAGCUACUUGCUGACUCCCAUUGGAGCUUCCAUCUUGGGGCGCUGCGUAGUGGCUAAGAGGCUCCGUGAUGGAGGCUUGAAUUAUUUUGAGGGCUACAGCCUUGAGAACUGGGUGUGCCUGGCUUAUUUUGAGAGCAAGUUCAACCCCUCGGCUGUCUAUGAGAACUCAAAAGCUGGCUACACUGGCUUUGGCCUCUUUCAGAUCCGAGACAGCGACUGGUGUGAUCAUGGCAAGAACCUCUGCAGUGUGUCCUGCUCUGCGUUAUUGAACCCAAACUUAAAGGAUACGAUCGAAUGUGCCAAGAAAAUCGUGAAAGGAAAAGAAGGGAUGGGCGCAUGGCCCGUCUGGUCCAGGAACUGCCAGUUGUCUGACACCCUGGAGAGGUGGCUGGACGGCUGUGAUCUGUAGCCACCUGGGUGGACCUGCCCCACUUGCCGGCCAUGCCUCGUGACCACGAUGCUUUCCUGUUUGCUGCUUCGAUCCAUCCAG
This is a messenger RNA of Microtus oregoni (creeping vole), 628 nucleotides long. RefSeq names its product lysozyme like 4 (gene Lyzl4). Gene Ontology annotation, cellular component: acrosomal vesicle; sperm flagellum. Gene Ontology annotation, molecular function: lysozyme activity. Lineage: Eukaryota; Metazoa; Chordata; Mammalia; Rodentia; Cricetidae. The record is from RefSeq and is a predicted model, not a curated record. The transcript is spliced from 4 exons. Gene Ontology annotation, biological process: fusion of sperm to egg plasma membrane involved in single fertilization. Bases 65 to 547 code for a protein of 160 amino acids.